UUCUACCAGAGGCCUGUGCUGGUGAAAAACACCAUGUUGGCAGAGUUAGUGGAGGAACUGAAGAAGACCGGACUCCAAGCUGCUCCAGCUGAUCACUGCUAUGUCGGACCUGGAGAUGUGGCCUGUGACGUCUGCACUGGGAGGAAGAUGAAAGCCUUCAAGUCCUGUCUGGUUUGUCUGGCCUCGUACUGCGAGCAGCACCUCCAGCCUCACUAUGAAUCUCCUGCUUUUAAAAAGCACAAACUGAUUGAGGCCUCUGCUAAACUUCAGGAGAACAUCUGCUCCCGCCAUGAUGAGGUGAUGAAGAUUUUCUGUCGCACUGAUCAGCAGUGUAUCUGUUAUCUCUGUUUAAUGGAUGAACAUAAAAGCCACGACACAGUCUCAGCUGUAGCAGAAAGAUCUGAGAAACAGAAGCAGCUUAAUGAAAGUCGACAAAAAAUCCAGCAGAAAAUCCAGGACCGAGAGAAAGACGUAAAGGUGCUUCAGCAGGAGGCGAAGGAUAUCAAUUCUUCUGCUGAUAAAGCAGUGGAGGACAGUGAGAAGACAUUCACUGAGUUGAUCAGUCUCAUUGAGAAAAGACGCUCUGAUGUGAAGCAGCAGCUCAGAUCACAGCAGAAAACUGAAAUCAAUCGAGUCAAAGAGCUUCAGAAGAAGCUAGAGGACGAGAUCACUGAGCUGAAGAGGAAAGACGCCGAGCUGGGGCAGCUCUCACGCACAGAAGACGACACCCAGUUUCUUCAAAGUUACCCGUCACUGUCAAAACUUACCGAGUCUACAGACUCACCAAGACCUAAAAACCAUAGCCUUUGGUACUUUAAGGAUGUGAUGGCGGCUGUGACGGCAGUCAGAGAUAAAACGCAGGCGAUUCUUGUGGCGACAUGGCCUCUCGCGACACUCACAACCAGGGCUGAGUUCUUGCAAUAUUCUCGUCAAAUCACCCUGGAUCCAAACACAGCAGGCACAUUCCUGGUUUUAACAGAGGGGAACAGAAAAAUAACAUAUAAUAAAGAAAAUCUGCCAUAUGCUCAACAUUCAGACAGGUUCAUCCACAGAUCUCAGGUCUUGGGUAAAGAUGGACUGACUGGACGUUGUUACUGGGAGGUGGAGAUGAGCGGUAAAGCUGGAGUAGCAGUCGCUUACAAGAGUAUCAGCAGAUCACUGGAUUUGGAAUCACGUGCAUUUAUAUUUGGAAACAGUGAGAAAUCUUGGAUGUUAUGUUGUGACAAUGGUUAUACCUUCAGACAUGACAGCAGCUUUGCACUCAGCAUCUCAGGGCCUAAAUCCUCCAGAAUAGGAGUGUACCUGGAUCACAGCGCAGGUAUUCUGUAUUUCUACAGCGUCUCUAAAACCAUGACUCUCCUCCACAGAGUCCAGACCACAUUCACUGAACCGCUCUAUGCUGGACUUUGGCUUGAUGCUACUGGAGACACUGCAGAGUUUUGUAAGCUGAAGUAG
Plectropomus leopardus (leopard coralgrouper) is the source of this 1455-nucleotide messenger RNA. Lineage: Eukaryota; Metazoa; Chordata; Actinopteri; Perciformes; Serranidae. The record is from RefSeq and is a predicted model, not a curated record.